UGGCAGGGGACAAAGGAGUCGGAGCAAAGUGGACUACCAAGGAACCAGAGACGGGAUGGACAACGCCACCUACAGCUACCCAUCGGACUGCACUCCGCUGACCAGCUGCAAGUCUGCCCGGAAGCCCGCUGGCUCCACUGUGAUCAACAUGGGCCAUGCGAGCAAGCCACCCAAUGACUACCUGGUCUGGUCUCUGUGCAACACCCUGUACGUCAACUUCUGUUGCCUGGGGUUCCUGGCGCUAAUCUACUCAGUCAAGGCAAGGGACCAGAAGACCCUGGGGGACCUAAGAGCAGCCCAGGAGUGCUCGGACAAGGCCAAGUGGUACAACAUCCUGGCGUCAGGCUGGAACCUGCUCGUGCCCCUGCUGGCAGUGGUGCUGUUGGUCCUACUGCUUGUCCACCUGGGCAGCACUGAGGGCUCCUUCGACUUCUUUGGUGAAGACGGCUACCAGAGCUUCAUGAAGCUCUUCAGUAGGUAG
This is a messenger RNA of Megalops cyprinoides (Indo-Pacific tarpon), 481 nucleotides long. RefSeq names its product interferon induced transmembrane protein 5 (gene ifitm5). The transcript is spliced from 2 exons. Bases 56 to 481 code for a protein of 141 amino acids. Gene Ontology annotation, cellular component: plasma membrane. The record is from RefSeq and is a predicted model, not a curated record. Lineage: Eukaryota; Metazoa; Chordata; Actinopteri; Elopiformes; Megalopidae.